This is a messenger RNA of Necator americanus (New World hookworm), 750 nucleotides long. RefSeq lists its product as uncharacterized. NCBI's taxonomy places the organism in Eukaryota, Metazoa, Nematoda, Chromadorea, Rhabditida, Ancylostomatidae. The coding region runs from base 1 to 750 and encodes 249 amino acids. The record is from RefSeq and is a predicted model, not a curated record. The transcript has 3 exons.
AUGAUCACUGUCAGUUACAUCGUCUUAAAGAUAAUUAUUAUAUCGUUAGUUUACAUAUGGAUACUUAUACAAUGCUCACGUUCUGCCAAGAAGAAGGACUCAUCUUCUAAAUCAGUAGCGUCCAGUUAUAUCGAAGAAACAAAAUUAGAAGAAAAGUAUGUGAGACCGGCUUGGGACAAGCUAUUCCCAAAAAUUCUACCUCCACCGGUACGUGUUCCUGAGAAAGAAAAUAAGGAAGUGGAUGUCGAACCAGACUUCAUGAUAAUGAGUGCUCCAAGACUUGAUAAAGGUUCGAAUCUUGAAAGUGACAAGCACGUAGAACCGGAAGGAAGAAGGUCAGAGAUUCUCGAACAAGUUUUCUGUGACCGAACACAGACCAGUCCAGACCCAAGACUCGAAGACGCUGAAGAAUCGCGGAAGAAAAUGGGAACAUCGAAACAACAGCGACGUGAUCCAAAUCAGAAUAAAAAGAAUGGAGCUGAGGGAGAGUCAAUAAAGUUAGAUGAAGGAGAGCCUAUAAAGAGUGGCAGGAACGGGUCAGGUGUAGGUGGAACAAAAGGAAUAUAUGGGUCAUCAGUCUCUGAUACACCUGGCAAAUCAGCUCAUAAUUCUGUUCUGGAAGGAAUUAAAAAGAAGAGCAAAGAAACCACACAAAAAAUGAAGGAAAACAUAAGGGGAAGAUCCAAGGAACUCAUAAGAACAGAUAGAACUAUCGAUUCGAAGGAGAAGAUUGAAAGACGCAGACCCUAG